GUGGGGACAGAGGGAGAAAGGCAUAUUAGUGCGCCAGGGUGCCAGUGUGAGGUCACAUCCUGCAUGUCACGCAGAAACUAAAUCAAGUUUGAGAGAGCGACUUGUAACGGAGUUUGGAGAAGGAGGGUGAAGGCGCAUCGGAUACGUGUUAUGAAGGACGAAAAGAGACUCCCUCUAGGAGUUUCUAAUAUGUCGGGAUGUGAGCUGCACCUGUGCUAGAAUGGCCUCUCAUCGCACUGGGAUCUGUGAGGGAUGGCAGCUUUUCACCAUCACCAUCACCACCAUCUCCCAAACGCGGACCUGCGGAGGCUUUUCCACCGGCUCACCCUCGCGUCCUCUUUGAGCAUCCUCUGCUUCUCGCUGGUUUAUCUCCUCACUGGUUGCUGCCAGUCUGGUGUGGUAGAAAACUCUGACUUCAAGCGACCCACUCCCUGGUUCCUCACGCCCCUAAGGCUGUACGAGAGGAACGGAACCGGGGCUUCCAGAGAAGGGUCAGUUGGCGAGGGUGCUGUCACCGAUCAUGCCGGGCUAGAGACGAACAUCUCGGGGAAGGAAUGGACAGCCAGUCGGAGGUUACCCCAUGCUCUGAUCAUUGGGGUUAAGAAAGGAGGAACCAGAGCUUUGCUGGAGUUUCUGCGGCUGCACCCGGACAUCCGAGCCCUCGGGUCCGAACCGCACUUCUUUGAUCGGCAUUACGCACGAGGACUGGACUGGUACAGGAGUAUGAUGCCCAAGGCACUGGAUGGCCAGAUCGUAAUGGAGAAGACGCCUCGCUACUUUGUCACCGUGGAAACACCAGCACGAGUCCAUGCGAUGUCACAAGACGUGAAGCUGAUUGUGGUUGUGCGGGACCCUGUGACCCGAGCUAUAUCUGACUACACGCAGAUCAUUUCCAAGACACCUGACAUACCUUCUUUCAAGAACCUCGCCUUCAAGAACCACACCACUGGUCAGAUUGACACUCAGUGGAGUCCUCUAUGGAUUGGCUUGUACGCCCAGCACCUGGAGCGCUGGCUGGCCUGGUUCCCCCGGAGUCAGGUCCAUCUGGUCAGCGGGGAAAGGCUCAUCUCUGACCCAGCUGGGGAAGUGGGGAAAGUCCAGGACUUUCUGGGCCUCCAGAGGAUCAUCACAGACAAACACUUUUACUUCAACAAAACUAAAGGCUUCCCCUGCCUGAAGAAGCCAGAGGGGAGUAGUAAACCUCACUGCCUGGGGAAGACCAAAGGGAGGACGCAUGCCUCCAUGGACCCAGAGCUGAUGCAGACAUUGAGGGAUUUUUACAGGCCGCACAACCAGCGCUUUUAUCAAAUGGCGGGGCAGGAUUUUGGAUGGCAGUGAGGAUAUCAGAUAGGAAGAUAUCCUCAGUCAUUUAUUGAGACACAAUUAAUGAAGGACAUUUUUGGUAAGACUUCAAAUACAGUACACUGGUGGCCAAAGUAACAGCUUGGCUUUUCCCUUAGCAUUAUUAUUUCUAGUGGCUGGUCAGCCAACCACUGCUGGUUGUGCAUUGGUUGAGCACAUUGUAGUCAUUGGUCAUUACAGGAUACAUGGCUAGAAAUGACAAAUAACUAAGGUCGCUGUACCCUAACACGGAAUGUUUCAGUGUUCACUCCACAGUCUCCACUUUGCCUCAACGCCCAGUUUUUGUUGCUGCCCUCAUAUCAAAAAACAAAAUAAUGUGUCUGGUUCUAGCUGAUGUGUUCAAUGCGACGAGUAGAGCUGAGCCAACCAAUGCUGUGGAAAAAUGGCAUGUAUGGACACAAGUAUUGGGACACUUGGUUGUAACACUUACUGGAAGUCAAUGGAAUCGGACUGGAAUCAAUGACUGUUUGCACUAUGCUUUGAAGAACGGACAGAGGGCCGGACUUAUCAUCUAUCGCUCAUUCCAAAGGUGUCUGAUGGGGUUGAGAUCAGCACUCUGUGUGGGUUCUUACACACUAAACCCAUCUAACUACCCAUGCAGGAACAAAAAAAGGGCCUUUCCCAAUCUGUUUUUACAAAGCGUUUGACCCAAAUGACUUACGGCAAAAUUAGUAGGAAUGAAAAUGAACGGGCUGGGAUGGAACAACAAGGUAAAUGCAGGAAGACACACUAAAGGAAGUGCGAAGUCUUUACCAUACUGUGGACGACAGGAGCAAAAAUGGUAAUUCUGAAAGUAUGGUUUGAGAGAAGUCAAGAAGUAACUAGUAAUAAUUCGGCGUCUUUCUGUUGGUGUGCCUCGUUGUUCCAGCCAUCACCGGAAAUCGGGAUAUCUGAGGAGGAAACACAAGGCAAAACGAGUGGGAGGCAACAACACAAAAAAAUGAUGAAAAUAUCGACAUUACCAUUUUUCAGAUGAUCCAGAAUGCAUAUUAUUCAUUUCUACCUGUUAGUUACUUCAUUCUCACUGGAUCAAUCAAUGCGUCGGCCGUGAGCGACAUGACCCAAGUAUUAUUCCCGAAAAAGGGAUGAAUCUUUUAUGUGGCGAACAGCAGAGAGAAUCUUUAAAUGAGCUCAGAUUUGACUGAGUGGUUUUGUAUUCGUCAAUAAUGAAUGUGGCUAAAUGGACGUAGGUGGUGUAAGUGGUGUGCAUCACUUGGCCCUUAGCACAUGCUGCUGUACUGUACGUGUCUGCUGGGGCUCGGCUCAGUACAUUUGGGUCAAUGAGGAGAGCAAAUGGUGUGAGGCGACGUUCAGAACCUCGUGGGGUUAAGUGUACAGUUGUUUCUUUGGAUGGUGGACACUUUCAGGCUUUGUGAGGCCUGCUUACAGGGUUUUCUUUUUGCAUGUAUUUGCACUAGUUUAAAAACAACAAAUAAAAGUAUUUUUAAGCAAAAUAA
Molecule: messenger RNA, 2819 nt
Organism: Dunckerocampus dactyliophorus (ringed pipefish)
Lineage: Eukaryota; Metazoa; Chordata; Actinopteri; Syngnathiformes; Syngnathidae
Gene: hs3st3l
Product: heparan sulfate (glucosamine) 3-O-sulfotransferase 3-like
Exons: 3
Coding region: 253-1338 (361 amino acids)
Molecular function (GO): [heparan sulfate]-glucosamine 3-sulfotransferase activity
Source: RefSeq, a predicted model, not a curated record